GAAGAGGGCCUGUGCCUAUGAUUAGACUAUUCCAGAUUACGAUCCGGGCUCAACCUCGUUUGCUAACAUGGAAUCACCCUUUCGGGUGACUUUAGUGGCUUCAAUUGGUUAACUCUUUAGUUGGUAAGUCGUGCUUUAUGUUUAUACUACCGAGAGAGGCUCUCCAAGUGUUCGACUCGAGGAUAUAAACAUCGACAACCUCCCCCGGUUAAAAGAGCACAAGUCAAACUCGUCCCUCAUAAGAAACUCCGCCAAAGACUCAGAGAAACAUCUAACUCCGAAGCCAUCGAGUUCUAGAACUUUUAGUUAGGAGAAGCAAAAUACUCAAGACAUCCCACCAAAGGCGAAGACCAAACACGUCGGUUUGAGACCAAUUCCAUCACAAACAAUACUCAAGGACACUAGAACACAGUGUAGAGUUAUUCGCAAUGUCUUCAUCACGAUCAAAUGGAAGUGGUCAGAGAGGUUCCCGCGGUAACAAGGGAAGACAAUCAUCCCACCAGCAGCUCAUCGAGUCGCUACGCACUCACCGAGUCAACACACUCACUGAACUCUGCCGGAUUGAACGAGUUGCCGCUAGCUGCGAAAACGAGGAAGACGCGCAAGCCUUCCAGGCCCCGAUGACCUCCGCAUGGGACUACUAUGUGAACAGCAACCAGUUCCUGACGGAGCUAAGAGGCCUGACGCGCAACUAUCCCAUCUCGGGAGACCUGGUUGAUCAAGCGCACCACCUCGUCCGGAACGAUCCGAAUUCAAACCGUAGCUGGAACCUGGCAUGGCUGUGCCUGGUGAAGAUCCGCGACGAGGGCUUAAUCCCAGCGUACGCGCAAGCAGACGCCUGGCGCAGAGAGAUGUGGGGAGGCCGCGAUCCCACGCAGGAAGAAGCAGACCAGCUGGCGCAGUGCUUCGAGUACGAAUGGACCCAGGCGGUUGAGAAUAUGCUGCGGCACUGGCCUGCCGCGCCGACAUGGUACUAAGUUCAACAGCCUUUCUUCCUUCCUUCCUUCCUUCCUUCCUACCCGUUUCUCCUUUUCGGUCUGUCGUUUGAUAUCACCCCCCGGGCUUCUGGUUGGCAAGGCGCUAGGAAA
Molecule: messenger RNA, 1088 nt
Organism: Daldinia decipiens
Lineage: Eukaryota; Fungi; Ascomycota; Sordariomycetes; Xylariales; Hypoxylaceae
Exons: 3
Coding region: 429-977 (182 amino acids)
Source: RefSeq, a predicted model, not a curated record